GAGCCGUUCUAUCAAGCCAGUAAAGUACGGAGUAUCUCAUAACAAGUAUAUUGAGGUUUAAAGCAGCAUCAAUUGUAACUUUCCUCCUGCCACUUUUGCAACAUCCACAUAUCACGCCUUCGGCUCUUUUUCCCGCCACUUUACCACCAGCUUUUUUUCUCUAUCCUGAAUUAGAUGUAUCAAAUACUGCCCAGGUGUUGUCAACUUGUUGAGAAGAAGGUCUCGACGCCAAGGACCUGAGAACAGCCACAACAACAUGAUAGUAUGAUCAUACUCUAUCUAUUCUUCAACGAUGCCGACAGGCUACAUUAAAUUGACGGCGAUAUUACCUAUUCAUCAACCUGUCUCUGCAAGGAUGGGGAUGCCAUCCGGUUUCCCCAUUAGUAAUGUAACACAGCGUGCACCCAUUUGGGCAAUUCGAUGUCCUUGGUCUUGUCAUCUUCCAAGACUCAAGAGCAAGGUUUUCAUGGUCAACAACAAGAGCAAGCAUGUUGGACGCAGGGUUCCUUCCGAUGUGAAAGGGAACUCCCUUCUUCUCUGCUUCUCUCGUGAGAAGUUACGCUUGGUCACAAUGAAUCGAGCAAUUGAAGAGGCUCAAGCUGCCAUGCCAGUGUAUGCAUAG
Messenger RNA from Botrytis deweyae, 622 nucleotides. RefSeq lists its product as uncharacterized. The coding region runs from base 293 to 622 and encodes 109 amino acids. The transcript is spliced from 3 exons. The record is from RefSeq and is a predicted model, not a curated record. Lineage: Eukaryota; Fungi; Ascomycota; Leotiomycetes; Helotiales; Sclerotiniaceae.